Messenger RNA from Osmia lignaria (orchard mason bee), 2489 nucleotides. Lineage: Eukaryota; Metazoa; Arthropoda; Insecta; Hymenoptera; Megachilidae. The record is from RefSeq and is a predicted model, not a curated record.
AUGAAGAAUUUAACAGCAAAACAAUUACAAAGAAUAGAGAAAAAGAAAAAAAAGAUGGCUGCACUUUUAGAAAUUACCAAAUUAAAUGAUAAAGACAGAGAAGCAAAAAUACUUGCUCUUAAAACAGCAUCUACAGAGAUAGAUCUCUCUAAUGAUAUAGAUAACAAUGAAAUUUCUAUGGAAGAAAGCUACAAUCGUAAACGACCUUGUGAUGAAGAUUUAAAAGGGACUUGUUCCGGAGAUUCUACUGAAAAAGAAGACGGAGAAAUUACGGAAGAAUUAGAUCCACUUGCCAAUAAAAAACCUAGAUUAAGUGGAGAAGAGUACCUAAAACUGAAACAAGAAUUAAGAGAACGUAAAAAGAGACUUAAAUCAAUUCCUAGGUUUCAUCUGAAGGCAGUUGGCGAGAACGCUAGUAUAAGUAUUAAUGUUAAAAGUGAAGAUAGGAUUCCUAUUUUCCUUAGCGAUAUACAACAUUUAUUAUUGUAUUCGUUACAUGGUCAUCAUUCACCUUAUUUACCGACAAGAUGGUGUCACCUCGAAAAAUAUAAUAGGGUUUCACAUACGGUGGCUCUAGUUAUAGAAGGUCUUUCUAUAUACCAUUUUAUGGCUUACGAAAGUAUGUUUCCAUCUAUCACAUCAAAUUUGGAACACCGUGUCGAAGUGGUAACACCUAUGAUAUAUGGGGGAUCAGUGGUAGAAGAUCUUGCAGCAGUUCCUAUAACUGGGGUUCAUUGCGAUAAAUUAAUUGAACAGUAUGGGUCAUUACAGAGUGCAUUAAAUAGUACUAGAGAUGUAAUAAAAUUGUUAAAAACUGUCUUCCCGAUGUAUCAAACAGAACCAACAGAUAUCAAAAGAAUACUUGAACUACCUUAUACUGAUAAAUUUCCUAGAACACAAUUACUUUUAUCUUUAUGUCAAAUGGUGGAAGAAAAUUAUCCUAUUCCUCUAAGUGGUGAACUAGCAAAGAAAUACGGAAAUUACAUAAUGACAAAAGAUGUAUAUCUAGAAGCUACUGCGAGAUCUCCGAUGAUCGGUUUAGAUUGUGAAAUGUGUAAAACAACUAUGGGAGAGUUGGAAUUAACAAGAAUAACGUUGGUUGAUGAAAAAAUGAAUGUUAUUUAUGAUAGUCUAGUGAAACCGGAUAAUCCUAUUACGGAUUAUCUCACUCGAUUCAGUGGUAUAACAAAAGAAAUGUUGGAAGACGUUACUACUACAUUAUCUGAUAUUCAACAAGUUUUACGAAAGUUACUUCCUCCGGAUGCUAUUCUUGUCGGACAGAGCUUGAACUCUGAUCUUCAUACAUUAAAAAUGAUGCACCCCUACAUUAUUGAUACAUCUGUGAUUUUUAAUAUUACCGGUGACAGAUAUAGAAAAACAAAAUUACAAACACUAGUAAGGGAAUUUCUUGGCGAAAAAAUACAAAAUAGCACCGAUGGUCAUUGUUCAGCCGAAGAUUCAAGAGCUUGUAUGAAAUUAGUCCAAUUAAAAUUAGCAAACAGCGUAGAUUAUGGAGACGCUGUGUUACUUGGUAGAUGUGAUAUCGAAAUAUUAAAGAUGGAAACAGCAAAACGUAGCCCUACUGAACGAUCGCUCAAAACUGAAAUACGGAAAUAUGCUACUUCAAUUUUUAAUCAUGUAACGAAAGAUCAAAAAACUGCUGCUGUUGUGGGAGAUGAGGAAGUUAUGAAUGAAUAUUCCACAUUUUUAACACCAUCCAUUAAGAUUAUGGAUGACGAAAAUUUUGAUAAAAACGAUCAAGUUAGACUUGUAGUAGCAGAUAAUAAUAAGCAAGCCGUAACUCGAGCUUCCCAAAUAGCAAUGGAACAUGCUUUUACUUUGUGUCACAUUAGAAUAAAGAAGGAAAAAUUAGGGGAUGAUCGAAUAGAGAAAACGUUCAAUAUUGUAAAUAAAUGGGUAUAUAAAUUAUGGCAACAUAUGGCUAUAAACGGACUAGCGUGUGUUAUAUUCGCGGGUGAAAAUAAUGCAGGAAAUGGCGUGUGUUUCUUGAAUAUAAAAAGAGAAGUACCUGAAAACUGCGUAAUACGCGCUUGAACAGAAAAGAAUUAUCAUUUUGUACAUUAAUUUCAAAGCAAAUUAUAAAAAUCAUAAUUCUGAUAACGUUAAAACAAAUUGUAGAAUAAAAUACGGAAAACUAAGAAAACAAUCAUGUCACGAUUAAUUUUUAUUUCGAUGUUUACUAGAAAUGUAUAGAUAUUGUGUUAUUAAUAAACUUUUGUAAUCUGUGAAUUUUAAUUUAAUAGGAUUGUUUGCAGCAGGUAUACGCUCUGUAGCAGAGGGCAGAUAAAAUUUACUAAAUGAAAGUCGAAUUGAAAAGAAUAUUAUUCUUAAUUAGACUGACUUUACUCAUUUUUAACUAUUUUUAAUAUGUUUUUAUUACAAGGAGAAAAGUUACACAUUACUGGUACAGAUAUAAUAAUGUAAGAAUUUGUCGUGUGAACGACAAAAUAAAAAGUAGUUGGAAUAAA